CUCAGAACUCCAGCACACGAAGAGCAACUGAGAGAAACACGGGUCUGCGGAGUAAACACUGCCAGCUGCACAGUUAGAAAUCUAAUCUACCUACUUACCUAUCUAUUUAUUUAACUAGCAUAGCUUUAUAGUAACCAUUUAUUUAGUUUUUUUUUUAAAUCGAAUUCUCUAAACGACAUGAGAGUAAAGCGCUUAGCUUAGUCAGACUGUAACUUAACGGUUAGCUGAUUUAACUAGUUAGUAAGCUAAAAGCCCCACUGAUUGUAAAUUAGGUUAUAAUAUAACCCUUUCCUUAACGAGACUCCGUGUAACUUAACUAUGUUAAUUAAGAAAGCUAAUUAACUAUUUAGCUAAGCUACAUAAAAUUUCCACAGCUGUGUGAACCUCUCUUCAAUGAGACUACUGUUUACCUAAGAUUAGCUAGUUAACAUAGGAAGCUUACUAGCUGGGGACUCCACAGAUAUAACCUAAAUUAACAUUUUGUGUGAGCCUUAUUCUUUAGUUAGACUGUAUAACUUGGGUUAACUAGAAGCUCCACAGAUAUUAUAUACUCCAUAGUUUAUAUAGUUUAUAAAUUACCCCCUGUGUGAAUCUCUCUCUUCAAAGGGACUGUUUAACUAAGUUUAGCUAACAAAGCUAGCUUACUAGCUGGAAGCUUCACAGAUAUAACCUAGCUAUUUAGCUAGGCUAACUACAAUUUUUGCAACCCUGUGAACCUCUUUUCAGUGAGACACUAUUUAUCUUAGCUAAACUUGUUAACUAACUUGCUGGAAGUUACACAACUAUAAUAUAAUCUAAGAUACAAGUUAACCCUAUGUCUGAAAUGAUCUUCUAAGUGCGACUCUGUAUAACUUAACUAGCUAACUAGCUGGAAGCUCCACUGAUAUAAUCUAAAUUAACCCUCCCUGUGAACCUUUCUCAGUGAGAUUCUGUGUAAGCUAGUUAACUGGAAGCUCCACAUAAAUAAGUUAACCUGCUGUGUAAAGCUCUCUCCUUAAUGAGACUGCAGAUAUAACCAUAGUUAUGACCUAAAUUAUCUUUCUAUGUGAGCCUUUUUCUUCUGUUAGUUUGCAUAACUUAGGUUAACUAGAAGCUCCACAGUUUUUGUAAGUUAUAAGUUAACCCCAUGUGUGAGCUUCUCUGUCCUCAAUAAGACACUGUUUAUUUUUGCUGACCUAGUGAACUAGCUGGAAGCUCCAGAGAUAGCUAACUUAACUGUCUGUGUUAGUUUUUAUCCUCAGUGAGACUCUCUGUGACUUUGGUUAGCUAGGUUAGGUAGAAGCUCCACAGAUACAAGUUAAUCCUAUGUGUGAACCUUUCUCCUCAGUGAAUCUCUGUGUAAUUUAGGAAGCUCCAAAGAUUAGAAGCUAACCCUCUGUGGGCGAAUUGGUCAAUGGUUUUACCCUUUUAGCUAGUUUUUAAUUUUUUUUGUUACCUGCUGAGUGAACACUGGGGAGAAACACCAUUCUAGUUUAAUAUCUGUCUAAUGGAAGACAGAGACAGAUUUUCUGAGGACACACGGAGACGAAGCUGCUCUAACCCACCUGUACGGAACCGGAGAGCAUGUAGGGAAACGGAGAAGGACAGAGGGAAGACAAAACCUGGGUUACCUGAAACCAGAAAAACAGGACUGUCACACACUCAUGGCUUUAAUGGGAUGUGUGUUAAACAGCCCUGUAAAACCUCUGAGACCCCCAGUCAGUGCUCUGACCAUAUGAAUCAACCCUUACCUUUCUGGCUUCUGCUGUGUGUGGCUGUCUUCUCCCUCUCCACCCGCUUUUACAACAUCACAGAGCCUCCACACGUAUGUUGGGAUGAGACCCACUUUGGGAAAAUGGGGAGCUAUUAUAUCAACCGCACCUUCUUCUUUGACGUCCAUCCACCUCUUGGAAAGAUGCUCAUUGGCCUUGCUGGAUAUCUGACGGGCUACGAUGGGACCUUUCCUUUUGUCAAACCUGGAGAUAAAUAUGAGGAUCAUAACUACUGGGGGAUGAGAGGGUUCUGUGCAGCCCUCGGCUCCUGUUUGCCUCCCUUUGCUUUCUUGGUGGUCUUGGAGCUCUCCCGAUCUACUGCGGCUGCUCUUAUCGCAGCUUCCCUGCUCAUUUUUGACACUGGGUGCAUCACCCUCUCGCAGUAUAUCUUACUGGAUCCCAUCCUCAUGUUUUUCAUUAUGGGAGCCGUGCUGAGCAUGGUCAAAUUCAACCAACAGAGACUCAGGCCUUUCAGCUUGUCCUGGUGGCUGUGGUUGAUCCUGACCGGGGUGAAUCUCUCUGGUUCGCUGGGAGUGAAGUUCGUGGGGCUGUUUGUCAUCAUUUUAGUUGGUAUCAGUACAGCAUGGGACCUCUGGAAACUACUCGGGGAUUUAAACCUGUCUCUGGUGGAUUUUGCUAAGCACUUGUUUGCCCGGAUUUUUGGGUUAAUUAUUCUACCCUUGUUCCUGUACACCACAAUAUUUGCAGUCCAUUUUGCUGUCUUAAACAGGAGUGGUCCGGGGGAUGGAUUCUUUAGCUCUGCUUUCCAGUCUCGUCUAAUUGGAAACAACCUGCAUAAUGCCACCAUGCCAGAAUACCUGGCAUAUGGCUCUACGAUUACAGUGAAGAACCUGCGGAUAGCUGGAGGCUAUCUCCAUUCCCACUGGCAUCUUUACCCAGAGGGAGUCGGAGCCCACCAGCAGCAGGUCACUGCCUAUCUGCACAAAGACUACAACAACCAGUGGUUGGUCAAAAAACCUGAUAGUGAAGAUCAUGCAGAGACUCCAGAGCUGGUCCGACAUGGAGACAUCAUUCGACUAGAGCACAGAGAAACCACCCGAAACCUGCACAGUCACCUGCAUGAGGCCCCACUGACAAAAAAGCAUCUUCAGGUCACAGGCUAUGGCAUUAACGGUACAGGGGACCUCAAUGACCUGUGGCAGGUGGAGGUGUGUGGGGGGAAGAAAGGUGAUCCGGUGAAGGUCCUGCGCAGUAAAGUCCGCUUCCUGCAUCGCUCCACUGGCUGUGUGCUGUUUUCCUCAGGAAAAACCCUCCCAAAGUGGGGCUGGGAGCAGGUGGAGGUCACUUGUAGUCCAUAUUUAAAGGAAACUCCCAAUUCCCAGUGGAACAUUGAGGAUCACAUCAACCCCAAUUUGCCCAACAUCAGUCUGCAUGUGCUCAAACCUUCCUUCCUGGAGAUUCUGCUGGAGUCUCAUAUUGUCAUGAUCAGGGGUAACAGUGGCUUAAAACCUAAGGACAAUGAGGUGAACUCUAAACCUUGGCACUGGCCCAUCAACUAUCAGGGUUUAAGGUUUUCUGGAGUGAAUGAGACGGAGUACCGAGUGUAUCUGCUGGGGAACCCUCUGCUGCAGACAAUGAGGAAGAGGUUGAGGAAGAGUUUCAUCAUGUGCAGCAUUAUAAACAACUCAGAGAGACCUGCUGUAUUUCAUAAAGAACAAGAACAAGAGGAUUUUAGUGGAGUGAUCUGGUGGCUGAACCUGUUCAGUCUGGGGCUGUUUGUUGUCAUGGUGUCUGUGUGCUCUUUGGCCUUACAGAGAGGAGCUAAAUUAGAGGGAGAGAGAAAAGCACAUUGCCGGGUUAUUUUAGAAGGUGGUGGGAUGCUGUUCCUGGCCUGGCUGCUUCACUACCUGCCCUUCUACAGCAUGGGCCGUAUUCUCUACUACCACCACUACUUCCCUGCUGUGCUCUUCAGCAGUAUGCUUACAGGAAUAACACUGGACACAUUUCUACAGAAUGUUGACCUUCUAUGUAGACCACCGUAUUCAAAGUAUAUUCUAAGAGGGGGUCAGACGGUUCUCCUGGUCGGCAUCCUCUACAGCUUCUAUCUGUUCCACCCUCUCUCCUAUGGCAUGAGGGGGCCGUUAGCUCAUGAUCCCUCCUCCUCCAUGGCCGGACUCCGGUGGCUGGACUCCUGGGAAUUUUAAAAGAAAUAAAAAUAUCAGGGGAUCGUUUUGUUUAGUUUGUUUGUUUGUUGUGAAGUUAUUAGUUUAUUCACUAUUGAGCUGCUAAAACUUAGUGUGUUACAUUUCACCCUUUAAGUAUUCAACUCCAGUUUUACUCAAAACUAUGUGUUUUGUGCUUGUUUUAUUGUGUUAAAUCUUUUUUCGUUUUUUUUUUUUUGUUCAGUACACUGCAUAUUGGCCUGGUUAAUAUAACUAGUGGUCCACAUCAUUUCAUUUAUUACAUUACAUUAGAUAAAGGUAAAUUAGAAUGUGAUCAGUGUUCUGAAACACUACAUAAUCAUUAUUUACAUAUUUUGCGGUACUUUUAUUAUUAUUUUUUUGUUUUGACUUAAGUAAACAAUCAAAAUAAAAAGUGCCUUUUAAAUGAAGUGUUUAAAUAGUGAAUUAAAUGGAGUAAGACGGAGUAUUAGAGUGUUAAAAUUCACUAUCAUUUUCUGACUGAAAUUAUAAAUCUUGUAAGUGUUAAAGUGUUAGUUAUGGAUUCUAGAAAGCAAGAAGCAAAUAGCAGUAUUGUUUUAGUUGGAUUGAUGUGAUCUUUGGAUUGAUGUGAAAUGGGAGGUUUUACUGUGUAAAAAAAAUUAAAGUGUUUUUAAGAA
This is a messenger RNA of Astyanax mexicanus (Mexican tetra), 4551 nucleotides long. It is a transcript of the gene pomt2, whose product is annotated as protein-O-mannosyltransferase 2. NCBI's taxonomy places the organism in Eukaryota, Metazoa, Chordata, Actinopteri, Characiformes, Acestrorhamphidae. Gene Ontology annotation, cellular component: endoplasmic reticulum; membrane. Gene Ontology annotation, biological process: protein O-linked glycosylation via mannose. Bases 1487 to 3916 code for a protein of 809 amino acids. The transcript is spliced from 22 exons. The record is from RefSeq and is a predicted model, not a curated record. Gene Ontology annotation, molecular function: dolichyl-phosphate-mannose-protein mannosyltransferase activity.